UCAAGCUUUGGCUCAACAAGCAUAGCUCGCUUGCCGUUCGGCGCUCACCGCCGCGAUGUUCGCCUCAAGGAUGGCCCUUUCGACCAAGAUGAUGGUGGGCGUGAGCAUCAAGGACAUCCAGGGCGCCACCCGGGCAGUGCGGAAGGCCAUCGACCUGGCCCAGCCCGGCGACAAGAUCGUGGCGCUGAACAUCCCCAAGCUGGUCCCGGAGAUGAUGCUUUCCUCGAUGAACGACCCCGGGGAUGCCACGGAGGAGACCUUCGCCGCGUUGGCGAAUCUGCCCUCCAGAGCGGGGGCCAACAUGCAGGCGCAGAUCAAGGAGGCAGCGGAAGCCGAGAUGAAGAAGUUGGGCAAGGAGAUCGCCAUCGACUACAAGGUCACGCAGCCCUCGGGGGACGUGAAGUCCGGGCUCCUGGCCGCUUGUAAGGCGGAGGGCGCCUCGAUGCUGUUCCUUGGGCCCGGGGUGGGCGGCAACGGCAGCAUCCCGCCCUUUGCCGUGGCACACGCCAAGGGGCUCACCGUGUGCAUCGUGCGUGACCACAUCGAGUGAAGCGCUGCCCGCAAGGUGCGCGUCAGUUUCACGACCAAUGAUGUGCCCGGCACCGCGCCCUUUGGGCGCCUUGGUUUUCUAGGGGCAAGUGCC
This is a messenger RNA of Effrenium voratum, 643 nucleotides long. Lineage: Eukaryota; Dinophyceae; Suessiales; Symbiodiniaceae. The record is from the annotation of a GenBank genome assembly.